Messenger RNA from Paramuricea clavata, 12002 nucleotides. Lineage: Eukaryota; Metazoa; Cnidaria; Anthozoa; Malacalcyonacea; Plexauridae. The record is from the annotation of a GenBank genome assembly.
AUGGAUCAACCUACAACCAAGUGGCCUUCAAUGUGGUCUAGUGGUGGUAUAGUUCAGGAGAUAAGCUUUACUGAGGGUGAUCCUGUUAUUGGAAAGUAUCCUCCUAUUACAAAAACUAAUCCUAUCUCCAACUUUAAGGUUUAUGUUAGUAACAGUGAGUUUUUCUAUAGUAACCUUCCUAAAAUUAGUGAUUAUAUUAGUAUUGAUAAUGUUACACCAAAGUUUAAUAGAGAGUUGUCGUAUUAUGCUGCAAUAUGUGGAACUUAUGUAGCCACGUAUCUAUGUGGAGUCUCUACUUAUCAUACAAGUCCUCAUAGUAAUGUAAAUCCUAUUAUCACAUCUAUUAUGAACUUUCACGUGUACUUAUGGAUUAGAAGGUUUAUUAAAAAUCCUAGUUUACUUCAGCAGUAUUCUAGUAUGUUAGGGGUAAUAUCUGGCAACAUUCCUGUUAAGGGUCAGUGGGAGGUUGAUAAGUUUAGUGAUAGUCGAGCAUCUAUUGGAAUUGUGUAUAGGAGGUUUAAAAAUGAGCAUAGAACUGUCAGAAAUGUUAGGUAUGCUAAAAAUACAUCUGGAAUGAUAGUUGGGAUUAGUUAUGAUAAGCUUACAGGUAUGUCUUCCCUUGCUAGUCUAAAUGAUUAUAUGAGGUAUUACGCAGACAAAAGCGUGGGUCUUGUUGAUACCUCACUUUUACAGGAAAGCUUGCAAUGUUAUGUAUACUGUGUCCUUGGAGCUCAAGCUAAUACUCGGUGGGCUAUAGUAAACCGUGGAACCUCCUCUUUACUGUCUCAAAAAGGAUUCCGUAAACUUGUAGAAGAUGUUGUAGUUCAAACUGAUAUUUCAGUUGGAAUCACUAAUAUGAGAACGGCAAUUAGAGAUACUAACGCAAUAGUAAAUACAGCAAUAAAUCCUGACAUUAUUUUAUUUCCAUCAAAUCUGGUAAUAUUAAAGGAUCCCAUUCCCGGUUAUAAUAAUAUUCUACUUAAACCUAACUCUAGUGUUAAGUUUGGUGUAAAUACUAGAGUAAAUUAUGUAGGUGUUAAGAAAGCUGAUCCUCCAAAGAAGCAACAUCAGAAUACAACACCUGUUAAUCACCUUGAUACUCUUAGUGGACAUGUAAAACGGGAUGCAACCCUUGAUAUUCUUAGUGGACAUGUGAAACAAAAUACAACCCCCGAGGCAAGCAACUUCUUUCGUAAGUCUAUAGUUAAUAGUAAUGAGUCUUCAGAAUCUAGCGCUAUUGCUGGAGUUGGGAUUGGUGCUACAGUUGUAUUUAUUUUAAUGAGAAUGUUUUUGUAAACAUUGUGUAUGUUAUAAAAAUGGCUCUCUAUAAGGGAUAUAUUAAGGGUGUAAAUAAUAUUGAUCCAACAACUGGUAGUGUGUUUGAUAAGGAUGGAUUUACCAUGAAGGGUGACAUUGAGAUGGAUGGUAAUGAGGUGAAGGGUUUAGGUGCACCAACAGAUGAUACGUCUGCAGUCACAAAAAAGUGGGUAGAUGAUGAGAUAGUCAAACAGGCUUCUGUUACAAUUAAACCAGUAGGGUUUACAAUGACUGGGAAUAUCAACAUGGGAAAUAAUAAGAUAACUAAUCUUAAGUCCAAUGGGGGUGACUUCAGUGAGGCGGCUAAUGUGCAGUAUGUGCACACGUAUGCAUGGAACAACUAUCUUGCCACAAAUGGCUUCAAUAAGAUGAAAGGUGUACUGAAUGCUGGUGGAUUUGAAGUACAGGGGCUUACCACAACUGCAAGUAGAAGUGAUAGUGCAGUGUCGCGUUUCUAUUUAUAUCAGUGGUCAAAUAGUAAGUUCCUACCACUGGACGGUUCGAGCUCUAUGUCAGGUAAUAUUAGCAUGGCACGAAAUAGUAACACUAGGUGAUCCUACAACUGGCAAGUCUGCAGUUCAUAAGGACUGGGUAAUUAGCAUGUUAAAUAAGCCUGUAACUGGACUUGAUAUUGCUGGGGACAUUAAUAUGAAGAACCAUGAGAUUAAGAACUUAGCUGAUCCUACAGACAACAAGUCUGCUGUUAGCAAGGGAUGGUUUAAUUCAAACACCAGCAACUUCCUUAAGCUAUCUGGUGGUAACAAUCAGUUUAUCCGCGGUGAUGUUCUUUUUGAUGAAGUUCCGCAUACAAGUAAGGAUGCCUCCACUUCAAGUGGUCUUAUAAGGAAAGCUCUUCUGGAUAAAAGUCUGGCCUAUUACGUUCAUCGUAACGGUUUGAAUGCAAUGACAGGUGAUCUUAGGAUGGGUGGACAUGAAAUAGUAAAUCUUAAGGAUCCAACUACUGACCAGUCUGCUGUUACAAAAAAGUGGGCCACUGAUAAUAAUUUUGUUAAUCUUGGAGGUCGUAUGUUGGCUGAUAUAUCAAUGGCUGGAUACAGACUUUUCGGACUACCUGACCCUAGGAUUGAUAAUGAAGCUGUUUCAAAAAAGUGGGUAGAAAAUAAGAUAUCUGCGCUUGAUUCAAUAUAUGCUAAAUCUUCAGGUUUUACAAUGACAGGUGCUCUUAAGAUGGGUGGAAAUAAAAUUGAAAAUAUAGGUGACCCUAGUUCAAGUACAUCUGCUGUUAGCAAAGGGUGGGUUACAUCAGGAUUCACUUUAAAUGGUGAUCUAACCGUUGCAAAUGGUAAUUCAAUCUAUACGAUCAACAACCUUGGUGCAAAAAUAGCUGUUCCCAAUAUUCAAACUGUGGUUAACCAAAUUUCACGCUUUUCCCUAAAACUGGACGGUUCAAAUGAAAUGACCGGUGUUCUCAAGAUGGGUGGAAAUGAAAUUAAAAAUAUUGGGGCUCCUAGUGCCGAUACAUCUGCUGUUAACAAAAAGUGGGUAGAAGAUAAGAUUAGUGGAGGUAGAAGUAAGCGUGAGACUUAUAGUGGUCUUACUCUAUCUGACAACCUUGAUAUGGGAAACAAUGAAAUAAUAAAAUUAGGUGCUCCUACAACUGAUAAUUCUGCUGUUUCCAAGAAAUGGGUCACCGAUCAUGUCAGUGGGAGUUCAGUUAGUAGUAGCGGCUUCACUAUGACAGGUAAUAUUGACAUGGGAGGUAAUAGUAUAACAGGCCUUAGUAGUGGGUCAGCUGGGGAUUCAGCUGCAGUUUCCUAUAAAGCUAUGGGCUUAUGGUGUAAGCAAUUUCUGAAGCGUGGUGGUGGUGUUUUGUCAGGUAAUCUUGAUGUUAACGAUUAUGAGUUAAUUAGGGUUGGAAAUCCUACAACCGACGGUUCCGCUGUUAAUAAGAGGUGGGCAACUGAUGAGUUCAUGAGUAGUAGAGGUGGACUGGUAAAAGGUGAUCUGGAUAUGGGAGAUUCUAGUGGUAUUCUCGAUCUAAAGGAUCCUGUAAAUGAUAAGGAUGCUGUUAACAAACAAUGGGUAGAAAAGAAUUUCCUAAAACCUUCAACUGGUCUUACUCAAGCAACGGCUGACUUAAGAUAUGUAAGAACACGGCGACAUAUACAUGCAGAAUGGGUUUGGGGUUAUCGCGGUGUUGCAGUUGCUGCAACAAGGUACUACGCUUACUGUCAAGAUCAGAUUCCACCUUCAUGGAGAACAGAUCCUAUUAAUAAUAUGACAGACCUCAACCUUGAGUCAAUAACUAUUAAAACAGACUCCCCAAUUUUUUCAACCGUUCUGAAUAUACCUAUAGGGCUCAUCCUGUGGGCUACCGUUUGGGAAAAGCAAUCUAAUGGAAAAUUUACCCAGGUUAGGAAGGAAAUUGUUUUUGCUACAAUUGACCUAAGAAGGUUGUCCUACACUUGGUUCAAUGGAACUUUCACAACUACUGGUGGAAGUACAGCUUGCUAUGUUUUCAAGGGUAAUAGUAUGUUCUAUUUAGGAAACGAAGCUGAGCUGGUAGAUAACACGCUAGCCUGGUGUGUCAUAGUCAAACCAGAACACUCAAUGCCCAUUGGUAUGAGUAUGGAUAUGUCAUUCUGCUGGUCACUUCGAUAUUCAGGGUCCGGAAGUUAACAUGUGUUGUAUCAUAGGGUAAAAUGUCAAAAUGGAGGUCAUGUUUCUCCUGCUUGGGUAAAAUUUGUGGCUGCCGUAAGAGUUCUAGUAAGGAUAGGAGGGCUGGUGAUAUAAAUUUCUCUGUAUCAAAUAAUAUUAAGGUUGAGGUGACCACACAGGGUAAAAAGGAUGACGCCAACAGUGUAUCCGGACUGCAAGGGCCCCCUGCCUUGUGUACCCUCAAGGAGGAAAUAAAAGAUGUUAAAAAGGCUUUGGAAUAGGAAGGUUGGACGAUAUCGGGAAAGUGUAGGAUAAUCGUAUUAGAGUCUCAGCUUUGAGAUAAGUUAAAUGAAAAACAAGAAUAGCAGUUUCACAUUCUAAUAAAUGUACCAACCAUUAAUUCUAAUAUAAUAAAAAUAAAUUCUUUUAAAUAAAGAUAAAAAACUAGUGGUCUAGAAAAAUUGCCAAUGGUCUAGAAACCUCAGUUCCUAUACUACUGAGGGGUGUCCAGGCAAGUGGAGGAAACUGGAAAGGGAUUCUCUACAUCAACAAACUUGUCGUUGAACAGAUUGGCUAGAGCAGAGCCAGUAUAAGGCUGCUCGUCAUACCCAAGGGUAGAAACAUUUUUAGGUGGAGCAAGGCCAGCAAUGUUUUUAUAGUAGACCACCUGCCUCGUCCCCAGUCGCUAAUAAAAAAAUUUCAUGCGAGUCACUAUAUGAAAGGUUUACAUGAAGUAGUGCAUCGCGACGAACAAGCGCAGGGGUUUACGCUCAUAUCCCAUUCCCCUUUGUGCACCUAUAAUGUGACGCACUACUUCAUAUAAACCUUAUAUAGUGACUUGUAUGUGAAAUCGUUUUAUAGCGCCUGGGGACGAGGCAGGGUCAAUAUCAUCUGUAACUUAGCAGUUGCUAAAGACCAUACCUUUGUUGCAUAGCACUUUGUUGCAUAGCAUAGACUUAUAUAUAUAGGGGUUGCCUUACUUUGCUGUUUUCAAUAAGGGGACAUGUCCUUUUCAAAAGACCAAGUAUUUUAUUAGCUUUGCUCAUGAUUGAGAAUAUACGGAUAUCCCAUGAUAAUUAGUUAACUUGGUUACUUUGUAUUUGUCAUUAUACGGAGGUCUUUUUCUUCUUGAACUUGUUGUAGAGUUGCAUCGCCCAAAUAAUAAUUAGUAACUACAGGUGAUUUCUUUGGUUAACUGUUAGAACUUUACAAUUAUUAUACAAGCCUAAAAUUUCAUGUUUGAAUUCUGACACCAAUAAUUUAAACGUAACUAAUUUUCUCGCCACAGGCUCUCGCAGUCACUCAUGGAUGAAUUACAGCAGUCUGCAGAUCGGAAUAAAAUUAAUCAGGUAGGUCACUGACAAAAUGACAAAUAGCAGAGGUCCAACAAUGCCCAGAAGUAACAGGUAGGUACUAAGAAGUUACGCCAUUAAUCACAACGCUUUGAGACCUAUUUACUAAGAUAAACAGUAAACCAAUGAAAUUAGCACCUCAAGUCCUGUAUGAUUGAGGGUGUUGAUGGGGUAUAUUGUGAGUUGUGAUUGUUCAAUUUCGAUUACUGUUAGUCGUGAAAACACUAAAAAUUUUACUGUGAAGCGUGAGGAAAGAACAACUUUUCAGCAGAUUCAAAGAUUCACCAUUAUAAGAGCAAAAUUUGUACUGUUAAAAUACCAAAAGUUUUAACGUUUACUGAUUUUAACGUUUACUGACACCCCCCCCACCCCCCCCAUCUAGACCCUCCUGUAUAUAUGAAUAUGCGGAGGAGGAAUGAGGGUUUUCCCAAAAUGCAAUGCGCGCCUCAAUGCAGCUCAUUAUUAUUAAAUAAAUAUUUUGAAUAAUAAUGAGCCACAUUGAAGCGUGUGUUGCAUUUCGGGAAGACCCUCAUUCUUCCUCUGAUGAAUAUGCAUGCCUAUAUAUAGUCAUUGACACUGGGAGACUGAGCUGCCAACAAAGUGAAGUCCUGAAAUAAUAGUUUAAUGAGAGGUACCAGUAUCAAAAGCCGCGUUCACACUAGCGGCCCAGGCCUGGCCUGGACCUGGCCUGGGUCUAGGUGUGAACGGGUUUUACCUGGCCUGAGCCUGGCCUAGGCCUGGCCUAAGUCAAGAAAUCCAGGCCAGCAAAUGUAGGUGGCCUGGACCUGGCCUUGGCCUGGCCUGGGCCUCGAUCAUCACUGGUGUGAACGGGUUUUUCCUGAGCCUGGCCUGGGCGAGGCCCCGUUACCAUCGCAAUAUCUGCCCACGAAAAAAACUGGUCAGAUGAUUGUCAUACAAUUGGAGGGAAAAACAUUCAAAACGCAAAAUUAAAUACUUUAGUGGAACACAGGGACGUUUAUAUUGACGCCUGAUUGCUUUGGCCUGGAGUUGGGCGUCAAGCCAGUGUGAAUGCGUCACAAUUGGCCCAGGCCAGGUCAAGGCCAGGUCCAGGCCAGGCCUGGGCCGCUGGUGUGAACGCGGCUAAAAUGUAAUUUUUCUAUAACCUUGCAGGCUUGCACUCCUGUAGACAGUUUUGUAGACAUUAUAUUAAUUAAACACUUACUUUCACCACAAUGGCAUGUAAUGUUAUUAAAGACAUUGUGAUCACCAACAUAUAAUUGUCCACUAUUUUCUUUUAUAUUAACUAAUAAAAAUAGUAAAAUGGAAAAUACAAUCAGAAAAAAGCUUGGAAUAAAACAAUAUAUUAACUACUUAUGAUAAAUAAGAGUUAAAGAGACAAUCUCAGAAUCUGUCGGUAUUUAAUACAAUUAUGACGAAAACCAAUUUCUCUGAAGCUCUUGAAUGAAGCAUAAUUUUAUUGUUACCGUUUUAUACUCCGCGAAUACCUGUACGUUUACAGAUGAUUUUAUUGCAAAUAGUACAGUACAGUGUUCAGGAAAUAGCUCUAAUGUUUAAAAUCAAUUUCAAGUAAAUCGUUUCAAGAUUUCCAACAUGCUAAACGGCGAUUUCCUGUUAUGCAUGGAUUAAAUAUUUAUUACAUAGUUUUUAAAUCCUUCGCAUAUAAACAGGCAAGUUACAGAUUAAACCAGCGUGUUACAGAUAGUCGUUAAUCGCUACAUAUCUACAAUAUUUAUUAAUCAUGAAACGGAUUUGUUUCAUUGCAGUAUUCUUCAAAUACCGUUUAUACGGGAGUCGACAAUAUAUGCAACUACGCAAUAUAUAUAAUGUAGCAAAUAUUAAUCUCCCAAUUUAUACAUUUAUAAAGAAUUCCACUCAAUCCACUACAAAAAAUAUUAUAAUUUCUUACCAUUCAUUCUGAUCAGCCAUCCAAAAGACCAAUACUUUAAGGAAAAGUGAAUAUUUCAUGUAAAUCAUAUUGCGUUUGUAUUAAUACUAUAUUAAAAGACAAACAACCAUUGUACCGAUUGUACGCAAUCUCGUUCCCUGAGCCUGCGAUCGUCGGGAAGGAACGCGAGGCUCUGGGAUAAUCCGUUGCCGGUGUCACAGUGAUAUGAGUAUCCCCGUGUUUUGUGUAUCCCCUACUAAUAUCACUAGGGAUAUGUGUAUCCCCAUGCUCACCUCACUAGGGAUAUAUGUAUCCCCAGCAAUAUGGCGGUCGUGUUUUGCGUAUCCCUAAAGAACCACCCUACAUUCCCACAUCACUAGGGAUACAAGUAUCCCUAACAUUUCGCGGGAAAUAAAACAUGCAGAACUGCACAUACAAGCUUGAAAAUAACACUCUAAAUAGUGUGUUGGAUUGUGUUUUGAACAAGACUAAUACCAAAAAGAUAUGUUGAAAGGGGCCGAAGUUAUAUUCGGCGAAAGGUAUGGCUUAGUGAUGCAUUGUUUACAUUCUUCGAGUUUAUUGUAUAUAGUAUGGUAUGGUUAGUUUACAUUGUUCAAGUAUGCAUAGUUUAUAAUUUAUGGCUAUUUUACAUUGUUCGAUUUCAUAGAACUUUUCAAGCGGAUUUUUUUGGUGGUACUUUCGUAUUUCUACUGCAAAUACUCGCGGAGUUCUGUAAUAUUUAAACUUCCUGUCAUAUACGUCGGAAAUCAAGUAAUACGGAGCCAUAUGAGUUAAUGUUAAGAGUAAUUCUACACUAUGUUCUACACCAAUUUAUGCGACGCGAACAUGCUAUCUUACAACAUAAGCACAAUCACAUUAUACACAUUUACUGCAGCAUUUAAUAACUGUAAAAACGUAAAUACUUAAUACCGGAAAAUAAAGGCACAGAUAAAUGACUUUCCUCCUGCUCAUAUUUUGAAUAUUGCAUCCUUUCGCUCCUAGUGAUGUAGGUAUCCCUACCGGGGGUACUUUUAUCCCUAGGGAUAUUAGUGUGGGGAUACACAAAACACGGGGAUACUCAUAUAACUGUGACACCGGAAGCCAGGAAUUCUGGCUAAGAUUAAACUACGCAUUCCAUUUCAAUGGCCAAUCAGAUUCCUCCCUGAAACGGAUUAUCCCAGAGCCUCGCGUUCCUUCCCGAGGAUCGCAGGCUCGGGGAACGAGAUUGCGAUUGUACGCAGAGGACAUCCUCGUACCCAGGGUCUUUUUGGGAAAGACCCUGGUAUUGGCAUAGAGAUUAUAAAUAACACUAGAGGAGGCAUCGAGUUUAAAAAUUGGGAACGCAGCUAAUGGGGGGCAAAUUCAAGUCCCGGAUAUAAAAUCGUGCUCUCAUUGGCUGAUUUGAAACUCGUCACCAAUAGGAACACGAAUACACAUCCGGGACUUGAAUUUGCCCCCCAAUAGUCGCGUUCCCUUUUUUUUACUGAAUUAAGAUUACAAUGCCUCCUCUAGUGUUAUUUAUAAUCUCUAUGGGUAUUGGCUGGUCACGUGACUCUACAAAAAUUGAUUGCCCAAGGGGGAGUGGCAAAGUAUCAAAUUACAUGCUUCCACAGAAAACGUUAAAUUUCAAAUACCAGCAGUGGGAUUUUACGAUAUAUACUCGAAGCGCCCGCUAACUUCUAUUUUAUACCUUCGUUUGCUUUUAAAUUACAAAAACACUGUAGCAUUUUAUCAACAGUCAAGUCAAGAAACAAAUAAAAUGUAUACUUUAAACUUUGAAGUUGGGUAUUCUCUUGAAACAUAUUUUCAAAUCAAACUGGUCAGUCGUCAACGUUUGUACAUUUUCACUAUCUGUUCCGAAAAUAUGCCAUUAGAUUUGUUGUUUGAAAACGUUGAUAAACUUUGUGCAGAUUUACUAAUAGUACGCGUCUCAUUUCAUAGACAUAGUGAAGGUUGAUAAAAUUGUGAAAUGUAAUUAACUUUUUGUCACAAAUCACAAUGUAAACAUGUGGACACUGCCGAACAGAGACUGAAUGCUCACUUUAAAACUGUCGAUGGUUUAUCCUUGAAAAUACUUUUAAUUAAAUAGUUCGUCAUAUUUAUUAAAAAGCCCUGUAGAUCGGUAGGGUAGGAGGCAGGUAGUAAAGUACAACAAUUUUCAGCUAGCUCAGGGCGUGUAUCAUCUGGUGGUAUUUUUUGGCCUCCAUAAUCUAUUUUUAUAUUACUGAACACUAAAACUAUAGGGGCCUCGUCUUAAAAGUCCAGCAGGAUUUCCAGAGGUCUCUAGCCCGUUUAUAUAUUCUUAAAUAUUCAACUUGUAAAUAUUAUUUGUGGGUAAAUAAAACUAAUAAAAUAAAAUAAAUAAUAAAUAAAAUAAUACGUUAUCUUCUGUUCUGGAUCGCCACGCUCCGCUGAAGAGGAGAAUUGUUACCUCUAGCGCUAUGGUACCAUGGUAUGAAGAAGGAAAGCUGAGCGGAAAUGGCGGACUACAAAAAAGACGGCAGAUUUUAAUAAAUUUAAAUCAUUGAAAAACCAUUGUACUCAAUUAAUGAGGAAAGCAAAAUGCUCCUUUUUCUCUGACUUUGUCAAAGAAAACAUCAAUAACCAAGGGACUCUAUUCAAAGCCACUCUCCUCCGCAGAGCCUUACGAAUUUUUAGUAAAAUUGCGUAAUAUUAAGGGGGGGAGCACAAAUUAUGCAAGGUAUCCUUUACUAUCCCUACAAAUCCUAUAUAAUUCAGACUCUGCGGAGGAGAGUGAUUCAAAGCUAUCAAAGGAAUGCUAGUUGAAAAAAAUGCAAUAAGUUUCCCCGGUGUCACAGCGGAUUUGGACCCCCCAGUAGAUUUGGACCCCCCGGUCCAAAUCUCCUAGUAGAUAUGGACCCCCCGGUCCAAAUCUCCUAGUAGAUAUGGACCCCCUUUAGCGGAUAUGGACCCCCGUUUUUUAAACACUUUUAUAUACUAAAAACAACCCCAAUAACGGUGUUCCUCUUCUGGUCUUUGUUGUAAGAAUUGGGGUACUCGUUGUCGCGAAGAUAAUGAAAUACUUCUUCGUACGCAGUCAAAUCAGCCAUUUUGCGUUAAACAGAGAUUAUAGUUCUAUUCGCAUUGAAAUCGCGAAUGACACUAAAACAUUUAUAUAGCUGCAAGGCAACUGAUAAGUCAUCACUUAUUGUUUAAAAAUAUUCAUGGAAUCGCGUUGCUCUAAUAUGCUAUUUCUAUGGCUUUUGUUAAAAAGCCCAUUAGCAAAGACUCACAAACAUCACUUAUUGUUUAAAAAUAUUCAUGGAAUGGCGUUGCUCUAAUAUGCUAUUUCUAUGGUUUUUGUUAAAAAUCAUUGGUGGAUGGUCACAGGCUUCCAUUUAGAUGAGUCACCACCACUUUGAUUGUUCAAAAACAUUCAUGAAAAUCGUGUUUCGUGUCGAUCCAAAUGCCAUUUCUAUCGCUUUUGUUAAACAGUGAUUCGUUAUUGGCAAAUACUAUACAUAGAUUUUAGUCACACUGUAUUCUAUUUUCCUAUGAUAAAAUACUUCAGAUUGAUCGCUAUUAUUAAUUUGGUUUAUAUUAUUGUGUUCACAUUACAUAUAUUUAACUUUUGAAGGGGGGUCCAAAUCCGCCAACGGGGGUCCGUAUUUACUAGUAGAUUUGGACCCCCGGGGGUCCAUAUCUGCUAGGAGAUUUGGACCGGGGGGUCCAUAUCUACUAGUGGAUAUGGACCGGGGUCCAAAUCUACGGGGGUCCAAAUCAACUGGGACACCGGACGUAAUGAAACAGCUCUCGUUAACGAACUUGGCAAAUAUUUUGUUCAGAAAAUCUCUAAUAUCCACUCUGAGAUAAACAACGAGAUUUCUUCACAUAAUGAUGGUCACGUAGAUCCUCCAAGUGAUGACAACGAGGAGUAUCCGGGUGAUGUAUCGCAUUUUGAUGCGUUCGAGCCCUUGUCUGAGGAUGAUGUUAGAAAGCUUGUUGUGGACUCACACAAAAAAUCCUGUUACCUUGAUCCAGUACCAACAGAUUUCUUGGUGAAAUGUCUGGAUAUGUUACUUCCUGUGAUUACAAAAAUAAUCAAUAUUUCACUUGAAACUGGGUACUUUCCUAGAGACUGGAAGGAAGCUAUCAUUCUUCCCAGAUUAAAAAAGUCUGGGUUGGAGUCUGCAUUUGAAAAUCUUCGUCCCAUCAGUAAUUUAGCAUAUAUUUCAAAGCUUAUUGAACGAGCAGUAUAUAAUCAAACGCACGAUCAUAUUCUUCGAUGUGGCUUUUAUCCAGUUUUGCAAUCUGCUUACCGGCGGUAUCAUUCCACAGAGACUGCGUUACUCAAAGUACUCAAUGAUAUUUUGUUAAGCAUGAACAGUCAACGUGUCACUCUCUUGGUUCUUCUGGACCUAAGUUCCGCUUUUGACACAAUUGAUCAUGGAAUUUUGCUGGAACGGUUAAGGUCAAAAUUUGGAAUACGUGGAAAAGUUCUCAGUUGGUUUUCUUCCUACUUGUCUGGUCGAAGUCAACGUGUUAUGCUAAAUGGUACCCUAUCUGAUUCAUCUGAUUUGAACUUUGGUGUCCCGCAGGGUUCGUGUUUGGGGCCUCUUCUUUUUAUAUUAUAUGCCUCCAAACUGUUCGAUAUUAUUAACAAUCACUCGCCAGAUUCACAUGGUUUUGCUGAUGACACUCAGUUGUAUGUGUCAUUCAAACCUGACUACCCAUGCGAUCAAUGUGAAGCGAUCUCGGUAAUGGAAAGCUGUGUCAACGAUCUUCGGAAAUGGAUGAUUCAAGAUAAAUUGAAACUAAAUGACGGUAAAACUGAACUGCUAAUAAUUGGAUCUAAGCAACAACUGGAGAAACUUAACCCAUGCCAU